Molecule: messenger RNA, 3354 nt
Organism: Plasmodium vivax (malaria parasite P. vivax)
Lineage: Eukaryota; Apicomplexa; Aconoidasida; Haemosporida; Plasmodiidae
Exons: 2
Coding region: 1-3354 (1117 amino acids)
Cellular component (GO): motile cilium
Molecular function (GO): protein binding
Source: RefSeq, a predicted model, not a curated record
AUGCAGAACGAACACACGUUGGACGAACCGAUAACGCUAAAGUUCUGCUACGGGAUUAACGAAUCGUUUAGCAGUGUGCACGUGAUAAGGAAGAGAGAACAGGGAGGAGACGCCGCGGGGGGAGAGGGAGAUCCCCUCAUUGUCUACACCUCGGAUAACAAUAUCGUCAUAGUGGAUGAAAAGAAGCAGCUACUCUUUAGGGGCCAUUUUAACAAAAUUUCAAAAUUGAUCAAAAGUUGUAACAAUGAAUUUAUCGUUUCUUGCGACAAGGGGAGGGACUCCUUCAUCAUUUUGUGGAGGCUAAGCCAGAACUGCUUAGUUCCGGUUAAGAAGUUUUUUUUCCACAGUUCGCAUGACCCCUCAGGGAAGCGUGAGCCGAAGGAGAGCAUCGACGGGGAGGCAUUCCACAGGAGGGGCGGUCCUCACCAGGCGAGCAGCCCGAGUGCAGAAAACCAGGAAGGAGUGAACGAUGCACAGGACAACCCCAUCGAAGCAGACAAGGUAGGCUACGAAUGCGUGGACAUAAGCUUUGACAACAGGUACAUAUGCGCCCUGACGGAGAGGCAGCUCUACGCUAAGGGUAGCCAAAGGAGCUCACAGGGGGAGGCAAUCCAGAGUAGUAACAACGGGAGGAGCAGCGUUAACUCCGUUUUUUACCAAGAAAUCGUCAUUUUCGACACAAACGGAGGGGAGGACCACAUCGUGUGCAGAGACAAAAUAUAUGGGAAGGAUGCCCAAGAGAAAAUUCGCUUCAAUAAAAAAUACGAAAUCAUCUCCAAUAGCAAAUCGAAGUUAUACGUUUACAAUUUUGUGAAGAAGGGAAGAACGAUUAGCCAUUACAGUCCUUCCCUAUACAAGAGCAACAUACUAAAUGAGCGUUUUAUAUUCACCGAGACGUCCUUUGUGGAUAACUCCACCAUGCUGUUGACGGGCACGACAAAUGGAUACCUCAUUGUCUGGGACUACAGUUCGAUUUUCUUAAGCAAAACGAAACAGACUGUUAAACAGAGGGAAUAUCAAAAGUACCUAGAAAUUAGAAAAGACAUCCCAAUAAACAUUGUGCAGAGUUAUGGAAUUUAUGUCAUUUUAGGACUCAGCGAUGGGAGCGUCCAGGUGUUUGAUAAGGACCUCAAAUGUUACGCAUGGUUUGAGGAUAUCCAUGUGGGGAAAAUUAAAUCCAUAUCUUUUGAGCUCUCCAAUUUUGAGGAGGACUUCUUUGCAUGGAACUCCUUCAUCAUAUUCACUGAGAAGAAUGUUAUUAAGAGGAUACACCCCUCCAGUUUUAACGACUGGGGGAGCGCUACCCAGUGGGAUGACAUGCAAGGUGGGCAGCUACAAACAGGGGGGAAACACACCAGGGGGGAUUUCACCAAAAAGGGACUCCAACAGGAAGGUCCUACACCAAAUGGUGCUAACAACUCACUGGAGAAGAAGCCCCUCGAAGGGAACAAAACGCUGCUCCACUUCGACAGCUCCUGCAUCAGCUGCAUAUGCACCAACCCAACUAGCCAAAAAAACGUCAUAUACAUCGGGAACGAAAACGGCCUGAUCGAAAUCUUCGACUUUGACAAAAACGUAAAAGUGCACACAAUUUGUUUAGCCUCCAAAGAAAUCGUCUCUAUGGUUUUCAGCAACGGAGGGGAUAUACUCUGCGUGGGAUGCAAGUGCGGGUUCAUUCAGCUGAUCAAAACGGACAAUUUGGAAACGUUUUUCUCGAGCAAAGAUAUGAAAUACCAGGUAACAUACCUGUACUUCAGUGAGGAUGACAAGAUCCUCAUUUCGUCUUCUAGAAAUGCUAAUAUGAUCAUUUAUAAAAAUGAAAAUUGUGCCAAUCCCUUUGAGUGGAAGUUUGCCUACAGAAUUGUUAACAGUAAUAAUAUCACAUUCACCGAUUUGAACAUCGUCAAGGAGAUUCACAAAAAGAAUCUUUACAUCAUUGUGGGCAUAACGGACAACAGGUACAUCAUCUUCUAUCAUUACGACUUCCUCCAAAAUAAUGUCUCCAUUUCGUAUUUGCCCAUAGAACAGAUCUACGCCCCAACGUGCCUUUCGCAAAAUCUGUGCUUCUACGAUAGACAAGUGUUAUGCAUCUGCAAUGAAGCCUCCAAAAUCCGCUUCUUCGACUUGGAGACCAAAAAAAUCGUCAAAACGGUUCACCUCCCAUUUAGGGAGAAAAACGUGAAGAAGUUUUUGCCCCUCACGGGUUAUGGGGAAGACGCUACUGUCACCCAUGCCGCGAAUAAUAAACCAACCAAACCAGAUACACAAAAACUGGAAAAAAACCACAUCUUCCUCUUUGUCCUCAACGAAAAAAUGAUCGUGUUUACUCAAACCCCGAUAGACGCAAACUGCUUCAGGUACAUCGGGGGGAUUGUCUCCAGUGGGGCCAUACAAAAUGUCAUUUCGAAAAAUCAAAACAUGUUCAUACUCAGUAACAACAAAAUAUUUUACUAUCGUAUUAACACUCACGUGUUGAAAAAAAAUAUAGAAGUCCAAAGUAACACUCUGCAAAAUUUUAUCGAGCAAAUUGGAGGCAAGAACAGCAACAUGUACAAUCAAAUUAUGGACUCCUUCUACUACUGUGAAAUUCAAAAAAAAAAAUUUCAACAAAAAAAAGAAAAACAUGACAUCAAAAAAUUGCUCAACAUUUUGUCCAUUGAGUAUAUUUUCGCCUCCAUCAAUGUGUUCCUAUCCAAAUUUGAAAUUCAGAACAUAAUACAGGAGUACCACUUUUACUAUAAGUACGUGCUUCCACUGCUGACGGAGGGCGGCGCUCCCGUCGGCGAAUCGCUUUCCAUGGCGGACGGUGUCACGCUGGUGAAUUACAAGUCGGACGACGACCUCCUCCUGCAAAACGUUUUUUUUGUUCGGCCUCCGGGGUGCUCGGAUACCCGGGCACAUUCUGACAAAGAGCCCCUCAGCGAAAGUCGCGCAGACCUCAAUUCCAGUCAACAAAAGAAAAGGGACAAAAACGAGGGCGGCAAAAACGAGGAAGAUAGCCAAAGCGAAGCAAAGCCAGGCGGCACAGACAACACCCCCGAGGGGGACAUCACAAAGGACUGCGAAAAUAUAUACUUCAACAUCAACGCGUUUAUUUACACCUACUUCAAUUUCGCAACGGAGGAGGAGACAAAUUUGGACCAAUUGAUACGAGACAUAGGAAAUUACUACAAAGAUAGCAAUAAAAAGAAAAAAAUCUCCUGCAGCGAUUUUUUCCAGAUGCUGGAAAAUCACGGAGAAACCAUGGACCAAAAUGAGUUCCAAAGAAUUUUUCAAAUUUUUACAAAAAGUGAGGAGUUCCUCGACGGUGCCGAUAUGUUCGACUUGGAUUUGUUGAAGGAUUUACUCCAGUAG